GUAAACCGAUAACAGACCGUACUUAUCAAAUACGCGUACAUAUCCAGUGCGUUGGACAUUCUAUUGCUGAUGACCCAUCGUAUAAUCAUCAAAGUGCAUGGGGACCGUCUACAAACAAGGGAGGACUUGAUCAGGAAACCACAGCGAAAGCGAAUUUAGCGAAUGACAACGAGAACGUCGAUUUUCUUAUCGGCAGUUGCGAUUUCGGCCCGAAUUAUUUCCAGCUUGUCGACUUUCGAAGUGCCUUAUUCCAAGCAUCACCCGCGAGGGCAGAACAAAAAGCCCGUUUGUUAUACAAUCUAUCGAUAUCCGCCCUUUUAAAGCCGUCACGAACAGACACCUGA
Messenger RNA from Paraglomus brasilianum, 344 nucleotides. The record is from the annotation of a GenBank genome assembly. Lineage: Eukaryota; Fungi; Glomeromycota; Glomeromycetes; Paraglomerales; Paraglomeraceae.